Molecule: messenger RNA, 279 nt
Organism: Racocetra fulgida
Lineage: Eukaryota; Fungi; Glomeromycota; Glomeromycetes; Diversisporales; Gigasporaceae
Source: the annotation of a GenBank genome assembly
AUGACAGAACAACCUCUUACUACAAAUACUUUACCAUCACGACUUCAACGAAAUGGAAAAAAUAGUCUUAGUUCCAAAAGUCUUACUAGUCAACUUACCGAAGAGAAUUUAAAACUUCACACCACAGUGGGGCCAUCACCACGAGAAGCAAAAACGCAUUUAGUAUUGGUAUAUGUGGACCUUCAAAAACAGUUGGUGGCCCUUGAAGAACAAAUGCGGAUAGAAGCAAAAGCCGCUCAGGAAAAAUUUACAAUGUCUCUGCCUAAAGAUACUCCAUCC